GUGUGGUUUGUGGCAGAGACGAGAGCAGGUUGUCUCCAGAUCAUCAGUUUUACAAGAAUUCAUCACGGGGAACAUGGAGUUGGACGUUACAACAUCCGGUAUGGAAUUUCUGAUAAACGACAGUGAUUUAUCUGAUCCGCUUCCUGACUAUCUCACAUCCACUGGAUCCUCCCCCGUGUACUCCGACCUUUCUCUCUCCCCAACGGAACACUUGAGGGCAUCACCAGACUACAUCUCAGAAAUCACAUCUACAAACCUUGAUGACGUAUUCGAAUCGCAACCUUUCAAACUUCACGAGCCUCCGCGAAGUAAACUAAGACGACACCAGACGAAGCAGAAUGAUGAUGGAAAGAUUAAGCAGCAGUAUACACAAGAAUUGGACGUGUUCUGUCGUAUAUGCGGAGAUAAAGCGUCAGGGUUUCAUUACGGAGUACACUCAUGCGAAGGAUGCAAGGUUUUUUUUCGACGAACAUUGAAGAAAAAACUACAUUAUCGACCAUGUUCUGAACAGAGCAGAUGCAAAAUCAACACAGCAUCCAGAAACAAAUGCCAGUAUUGUCGGUACCAGCGGUGUCUGAAUGCGGGAAUGUCCAAAAAUUCUGUGCGCUUUGGACGCAUGCCUAAAACGGAGAGAGAAAAGUUAAUAGCAGACAAAGAGGAAAUGACCACCAACAAAAGUGAUUACGUCAUAGAGCUACGAACGUUGUCAGACGUCAUUAAAACAGCCUUUCAAAGAAACCUUUCUCCAAUACUUGAAAAUUACAGAACACAACAGGAAAACCUGCAACCUUCGUCAACCAUUGAUAAACUCGUCACCGGGGACGCCGUCUACAUCUUUCGACUUUUCCAGUCUAUAUUUCUGCCGUGUUGCGACGCUGUUAUUCGAUUUGCCAAGUGUAUACCAAACUUCAACGAUAUUGAAAUGCAGGACAAGGUCCUUCUGAUGAAACAGGGCACGAUUACCGUUUCUACCCUCAUGUUGCAGUCGCUAAUUAAUGGAAAAUAUGUUAACUUUAUCGACCAAUGUGACUUUAUUCGUGUGACGAGGAGUGCGAUCUGUGAGAACAGAAUCACCAGUAUCCUCAUGAGCGGUGUUCUACGGGUAGUGGACAAGUUGGCGUCUUUGGAACUGACUGAAAUGGACUUGGCCUUGUUCUGCAGUCUUUUGAUCAUGUCUGACACAAUUGGGCUGAAUGAUGACGAACUGAUAAAGACCAUCCAGAAUGACGUGUUGGAGGCUUUGAGAAUUUCGAUGAAAAGAAACCAUUCCAAAAAGCCCGUCUCCCUCCCUAAACUGCUACUGCUUGUCACAGACUUACGUCAAUUAGUGGAUGAUUUUUCCAGAAAUAUGCAACUUCAUCAGUUUGACGAUACUUUAGAUUUCUCCAACACCGACCCUUUGCUGCGGGAACUCUUUGAUUUGUAACCAUACACACGCUGGGAGGAUUUCAUGCUUUUGAUGUGGCAUGAUACCCAAUGAAUUUGACGAGUAUUUUCAACAACAGUAGACACUUUUAUGGUAUAAUUUGUUGUAGCUACUAAUACCAUCGUUAUGUAUUUUGCUAUUUCUGAACAUUCUAAUGAGAUUUUCCCAGGAAAUGUAAUACGUUUAAGCAAGAGAGAAUGUAAACACAUUUUUCUGACUGAUUUUGAAUAAUGCUACUCCGUUGAAUGAUAACAUCUGUUUUCCCCCUAGUUAUAUAAAACUAACAGGUUGUGACGUGUCUCAAUUAGAGCUAUAAAAACCCGGUGAUGUCUGGAUACAGCAAUGAGUUAACAUGUAUUACUAACAUUGGAUUGCAAUAAUGACCUAUGAUAUAGGUUUUUAUUACUAACAUUGGAUUGUAAUAAUGACCUAUGAUAUAGUUUUUGAGUUGUGAUUUUGAUUAGUAGAUUGAUUCGGUGAUUGUAACAAUGGCAUGUUUUAUAAUUUUUCAUUUGUAUCCCGAUUAGUAAUGGUGGAUUCGGUAACUGGAGAUUGUUGUAUUGCUGAAUUGUUUUAAUAGUACUACAUUAACAUGUUGUUAUAAUAUUUGAUAUAUUAAUUUACAUACUGACCGGUGAAAUACGUUAUUAUAAUAUUCGAUGUAUCAUUUUACAUAUUGACCGCUGAAAUGUGCUGAAUUAUUCUGUAUAUCAAUUUACAUAUUGACCGGUGAAAUAUGUUCCUACAUUAUUGUUAUGUGUUAUUAUCCAUCAUUGUACAAGCAUUCCAUGGAUUACCUGAUUGACUGGCAUAAUAUAUUCUUACACGUGUAUAUUGUAGGAGGUGCUGUAAAUCAAUUGUUGUCAUGUGCCAGGGAUCUUUAAAAUGUUUCAUAGUUUUGUACUUGUUGAGUUGCAUUGUAUAAGAGAUUACAACAGACGAAAUAGUUCUCAUAUCUGCGCCUCCGUUUGUUACACUUUCUUUAUUUUGAUACGUUGAUUCAAGUUGACAUUGAGUUGAUUAUUUUUAUGCUUUUGUUAUUUGAUGCUAAAACGAGGACCAUGAAAUGUUUAUUGAUUUUUGGUUUAAAAACAAUCUUUUUUUUUUUUUUUUUAUCUUGACUGGUUUUUUUUUGUGUGUGCUCAAAAUCAGCUGUUGUUUCAUUCUUUGAUUGUUGGAUCUAUUUCGUUUUUUAAUUUUAUUUCAGUAUGACAUUUGCUCAAAGAUUUAGUCAUGUCCCAUGAGUUUUCCUAUCUGCUUUUGUUCCUAUUAGAAAGAUUGACUAAGCAUACCAAAAAAAAUAUGAAUUUAUGUUCAUAGUUUUGAAGUUUAUUUUUAUGAGAGGAAAAUAAAUAUACAUGUAUACAUUUUGAAUUUAAAAAAAAAAUCUGUCAGUCUAUGCAGAUUGACGAAUUUAAGCAAGAAACAAGAAUUGUAAAUCCAAGUUUCUAUUUAAACUUGUAUUAUAUUUGUUAGAAGUUUUAAAUGGUCAAUACAAUAUAUUACAUGCAAAUGACGUUAUCUAUACACGUGUUAGCUUGUUAUGAUUAUGGAAAGAAGUAUAUAGUGAUGAAUGUUUACCCUGUGAAUAUGAAAUUACAUCAUAUACAAUGUCAUUUUUCUUGACUUCCUUAAAUAAAAAUUUAGAAAUAAAAA
This is a messenger RNA of Ostrea edulis (European flat oyster), 3082 nucleotides long. RefSeq names its product peroxisome proliferator-activated receptor delta-like. The record is from RefSeq and is a predicted model, not a curated record. Gene Ontology annotation, biological process: hormone-mediated signaling pathway; negative regulation of transcription by RNA polymerase II; cell differentiation. The coding region runs from base 74 to 1426 and encodes 450 amino acids. Gene Ontology annotation, molecular function: RNA polymerase II cis-regulatory region sequence-specific DNA binding; nuclear receptor activity; zinc ion binding. Lineage: Eukaryota; Metazoa; Mollusca; Bivalvia; Ostreida; Ostreidae. The transcript has 8 exons.